GGACUAAUUUGCAAUCAGUUCUUUUUCCGGGAUACAAUUUGUGCAUGUUCGUAAAAUUAUUGCGUAAGGCAAAAUUAUGACUGAAAACAAAAGCUUUGGUGGAUUUUUUGGAUCCUCUGAUCCAGAUUUAAACAUUCCAGUAAAGGGGACAGCAGGACUCUCUCCAUACAUGAAUUUAGACCCAACGCUCAUUUCGGAUAAUGAAAAUUACAUCUUGUCUGAGGGAGCAGGAGGUCAUCACAGAGGAAAGUUUGAGAAGGCUUUCUCACAGAUUGGUGGAUGUGUGUUUGUAGGAGGUGCACUGGGAGGAGCUAAUGGUAUUUACACAGGUCUGAAAGAAACUAAGGGAUUACAGGGAUCUGUAAAACGAACACAAAUGUUGAAUUUCAUUGCAAAACAGGGAGCAUCCUCGGCACAAGCAUUUGGGACAGUCGCAUUCAUGUACAGUGCAAUAGACACAAGUUUAUCACUGUUAGGAAGCCCAGAUGAAGAUCUGAACACAGUAAUAUCUGGUACCGCUACCGGGCUUUUAUAUAAAUCUACAGCGGGAUUAAAAGGUUUACGAGUGGGAGGAGCUGUGGGACUUGGUCUAUCAUUAGCUUACUGCUGUAUGACAAGUCCUCGAAUAUGGUCAAAUUAUUGAACAGUAUACAUGUGAACAAUGUUAUAAAUUACACACUUGGGAAUCUGUGAUAAUGCAACAGUGACUUUGAUUAGUUUGACACCAUCAACCUAAGGGCAAAACAAUUUUAUUUUCGAUAGUGAUCAUGAAGAACAUAUUAGUUAUCAUGCAGAAUGAUGUGGAGUUGCUGUUUCUGUUGCCAAAAGAAGAAUUUUAGAACGUAUAUACCAAUAUUCACCAGUUCUUCAGAAUUAAAUGGCUAUCUUGAUGUAGCAGAUAAGGUGCUGAUGGCUCACUGAGGUGAUUAAGGGUUUGAGCUUGGAUGACUACCAAUCGAACGCCAAUCCCAGAGUUAGCCAUAAGUUUUUUUCUCCAGGAAUAGGCCUGGUGAAUGAUUUUUCAAGCUACAUGCUGUCAGUGUAGUGGAGCUUAAAUGUAUAUGAAGUUUUAUUAUGUACACUAUUAUUAGAAAAUCUAGUGUGAAAGGUUUGUUUUGAUGAAGUCUAUGUUACUACAAUAUAUAUAUCAUAUAGAUCAUGUGUUACAUGUAUUUGUACUUCAUAAUUAUGUUAUGACUGUUUGUAAUGAUGGAACUUAGAGAGUAUUGUUGUGUGCAUAUAGGCAGCUGACAUACAUUGUUUUCUUAGUUGACAGAAAAUGUCUUUAAUGAGUACCCGGAUCAUGCAGAGAUGUCUGGAUUAUUCUUCUGAUUAAUACGGAUAUUGAUGCAUGGUGUUGUUACAAGAAGUUUGAACUACUGAUUGUCCCCAGGGUUAAAAAACAAAAAUUAGUCACAUGUGGGAGUUGACCAGUUACCUCAUAUGCAUGUGUUCAGGGAGAAGAAUUUUGUUCACUUGGUUAGACAGAGUGAGUGCAGAUCUAAGGGGUACAUUGUUGUGAGUUUGGUCCCUUGGCAAGGCAUAAUUUAUUAUGUUUUCUGUGACGAUUUGAUAGAGGACAUUGUGUCAAGGUCAUGUGUUCAAUACUCGGGCAAGGCUUGUGUUCUCCAUGGUGAAUUGAUAAAAGACAUUGUGUCAGAAAUCAUUCGUCCUUAACCUUCGAUUCAUAUGGAGAAAUUGGCAGUAACUUGCGGAGAACAGGUUGUUACAGGUUCAGAAUUCAGUAAUAUUGGGAUAUGUUAACUGCCACUGUUAGACAGCUGACUUUGGAAAAAUUGCACUACACACAAAACUAUCAAAUGUGGUGGAAGCGAUUCUGGUUUAAGAGUGAAUAUGGCGAUUAUGAAGUCUGAUAACUAUAUAACUAGUUGUACAAAAGCUAAUGUUUGUAUUCAAAGUGUACAUUUAGUUCAAUUAAUAUUUCAUCCUUUUAAUUUAUAAAAAUGGUGUAAAACACGAUCGUAUCCAUACAACCGUCGAAUCUUUGCAUAUUUUUAAUACUGUAUUUUAUAAAGCUUUUGCAAGCUUCUUUAAAAUUAACUAAUGGAAUUUGUACUGAAUUCCUGGUAAAGGUUAAUUGUAUUUCACAUUUUUGUUGAAAGUUAAUUUGAAAUUGAUACAAGACAACUGACAUAAAAGAACUUUGAAUGUGUGGUAGAGAUGUAUUUUGCAAACAUGUAAAGAGGACAUGGAAUAUAGAAGUACAAGGAAUAUAUUAAUUUUCCUAUGGCACUAUAUUUGUUUUAUCCUUCUAUUACUGAUGUGAAAUGUUUUAUUAGAUACUUGCAACUAUUUCUUUAACUGGAAUUGUGAGUUUUUAAAAUAAAUUAUUAACAGGA
Mercenaria mercenaria is the source of this 2360-nucleotide messenger RNA. Its product is annotated as mitochondrial import inner membrane translocase subunit Tim23-like. The transcript is spliced from 7 exons. Gene Ontology annotation, cellular component: mitochondrial inner membrane; TIM23 mitochondrial import inner membrane translocase complex. The coding region runs from base 77 to 643 and encodes 188 amino acids. Gene Ontology annotation, molecular function: transmembrane protein transporter activity. Gene Ontology annotation, biological process: protein import into mitochondrial matrix. Lineage: Eukaryota; Metazoa; Mollusca; Bivalvia; Venerida; Veneridae. The record is from RefSeq and is a predicted model, not a curated record.